UUCAUGGUAUGAGCGGCUCCCCGCUGUGAUUUUCCAGAAACUCAUCUCAAUCUUUAUUUAUUUUUUCUCUUUUCCAGUAUUCCUAAAUCUAAAUGGAAUUAGUUGAGCCUGAAGCCGUUUGUGAAAGGAACAGACAUGGUACAUGGGCACAGUUUCCAUCACGUAGUUGCAAGUCUUCUCAUACUUGGGUUGUCUGGGGCAACAAAGAAGGAUACAGCAGCAAAGAACAAUUCUGGAGUGAAGCCUGCAGGUCAAUGUGGAACUUGGGUGAAAGAACCAGACGGAGGGAUCUUCACUUCUCCCAACUACCCGAACAAGUACCCCCCAGACACCGAGUGUGUUUACAUCCUUGAAGCACCCCCGAGGCAGUGUAUCGAUCUGCAUUUUGAGGAGAAUUACUCCAUCGAGUCCUCUUGGGAAUGUAAAUUUGACAACAUCGAGGUUCGGGAUGGACCCUUUGGCUUCUCCCCAAUACUCGGACGCUACUGCGGUCAGAACAGCCCGCCCGAUAUCAGGAGUAGCGGCCGAUAUCUGUGGAUAAAAUUUGUUACAGAUGGAGAACUGGAAGCGGUGGGAUUUUCAGCAAGUUACAACUUCACUCCAGAUCCAGACUUUGCAGACUUGGGAGUUCCCCCACCUCUGCCCUCCUGUCAGUAUGACAUGGUCGGUCCAGAAGGUAUCGUGGAGUCUCAUCAGAUCACCAGAGAUGGGAAGGCUGGCCCUACCGAGGCCGUCGACUGCAAAUGGUACAUCCGUGCUCCGCCACGCUCCAAGAUCUACCUGCGUUUCCUCGACUAUGAGAUGGCCAACUCCAACGAGUGCAAGCGCAACUUUGUGGCAGUGUACGACGGCGGCAGCUCGGUGGAAGACCUCAAGAGCAAGUACUGCUCCACGGUGGCCAACGACAUCAUGCUGGUUUCCACGCUGGGCGUCAUCCGCAUGUGGGCGGACGAGAACAGCCGCAAGAGUCGCUUCCGCAUCCUUUUCACAACCUACCAAGAACCUCCUUGUGAUGCUGAUGCCUUCUUCUGUCACAGCAACAUGUGCAUAAACAGCACACUGGUGUGUAACGGCAUGCAGAACUGUGUCUACCCCUGGGAUGAGAACCAGUGUAAAGAGAAAAGGAAAGCCAACAUCCUCGACAACCUGAACAACACAAACGGGACCAUCAUCGGUGUCACCUGCUGCAUCGUCCUCAUCCUCCUCAUCGUCUCCGUCAUUGUCCAGAUCAAGCAGCCCCGUAAGAAGUACAUCCUGCGGCGUGAGGACUUUGACCCCACCAUGUUCCAGGAGGUGUUUGAGCCGCCUCACUACGAGCUGUGUACAUUACGGAGUGCCACCGCAGCCGCAGCGGCAUCGGCAGACUUAGUCGACCUGGCGGAAGACUUUGAGAACUACCACGCCCUUCGCCGUGCCUCCUCACGCUGCAUCCACGACCACCACUGUGGGUCCGCCUCCAACCCCGGCUCCGCCCACUUAUCCCAGCUGUCACUGAGCGGACGAGGAAGCCGCGGGAACUUGAGCGGCCGAGACGGAGGCACCCUGCUCACGGACCUUCCACAGCCGCCCAUGGCAGUGCGGCCAUUGCUGCCGGCCACGUCAAACCGCAGGAGCAUCUUGGUCAUGAAGCACAGCUACUCACAGGAGGCGGCGGACAAUGGAUGUGACCUGGAUGAUGACAUGGAAGAAGUUCCCACCACCAGCCACCGGCUUUCACGCCACGAAAAGGCAGUACAGCGACUUCUUGAGAAUAGUGAGAUCCUGGAUCAAUACGAACGGGCGUCACUGACAUAUGAAAGAGCGGAGAGGAGAUUUACACCAGCAUGAUGAUGCUGAUGGUGAUGAUGAAGAUGAAGGGACACUGUGACGACUGAAUGUGUGUCCAUGUGCAAAGACCAACACAAAGGACAGUUACGACAAUGUUAAACUCAGCUCUGUGCUCUACAAACUGUAGGCAGUCCAGAUUCUUUUGUGCUGCUGGUACAAUAUGGACCUUUACAAUGAACGUGAUUAUUGACAUUUAAAUUUGGGACGUUAGUCAGGAUCAUAUCUGUCAUCGUCCUCGCUGAUAGCAAAGUUAAUGUGGUUAAACAUCUUCAACAUCAUUUCGAUGCAUGUCUUUUUCAAAUGAGUAGCAUACAUGUUUUGAUUUUGAUAGCAAAUUAUAGAGGGAAGAUUUACAUCAUAAGAGAAAAUUGGAGUUAAACUAAAUAAAUGACUAACCUAAUUAGAUUUUAAUUUUAUUUGAAUAACCAGAAGCUGUUUAAUUUGAAUAAUUAUGUGAGGUCCAGUUGGACGGCUUGUGCAUGCCUCUUUUAUAUCCAUUUAAACAAUAACAUACUAAGAAUAACAUAUGAAAGGCCCCCAUCCUCUAAUACUAAAAUCAUAUGGGCAUUAGAAGUGGUUAAAAUAAAGCGUCUUAAAAAAUGUAUUAAUUACAUUGCAUGCAGUCGCUUUGCU
Messenger RNA from Platichthys flesus (European flounder), 2460 nucleotides. It is a transcript of the gene neto1l, whose product is annotated as neuropilin (NRP) and tolloid (TLL)-like 1, like. The transcript is spliced from 11 exons. Gene Ontology annotation, molecular function: protein binding. The record is from RefSeq and is a predicted model, not a curated record. NCBI's taxonomy places the organism in Eukaryota, Metazoa, Chordata, Actinopteri, Pleuronectiformes, Pleuronectidae. The coding region runs from base 136 to 1827 and encodes 563 amino acids.